Messenger RNA from Exophiala aquamarina CBS 119918, 1968 nucleotides. RefSeq lists its product as uncharacterized. The transcript has 3 exons. The coding region runs from base 1 to 1968 and encodes 655 amino acids. NCBI's taxonomy places the organism in Eukaryota, Fungi, Ascomycota, Eurotiomycetes, Chaetothyriales, Herpotrichiellaceae. The record is from RefSeq and is a predicted model, not a curated record.
AUGCAGAGGCCUUACCCUCCGAUCUAUAACACUCCACAAUCGAAUUCUCCGGCUUCAGUCACUUCGCCUCAAACGCACGACCAUGGGAGGCCAAUGUAUGGACAGCCAGGCUCACAAUUGAGUCAGCCACUUUAUGGUUAUCCACAGUAUCCGUCAAUGAACCAGGUGCACCAGCCACCGUAUUCAACUCAUCAUGCACAGACUCAGCAGCAUCAAAUGAAUUCUCAGCCUAUGCUGCCCUAUCAAUCCAAUACUCCUCAGAUUUCCCAAGGUCAGGUCGCUCCACAUCAUUCGACGAUAUCGAGCAGCCCCAGACUCAAGUCUGAGGCAAACCAACAGUACCAGCAAACUCCACAGGCACGAACAAGUAUGAUCCCACAGCAGCAGCAACAACAACAACAGCAGCAGCAGCAGCAGCAACCCCAACAGCAACAUCCUGGGCCUGCUCCGCCAAAUUCGACUCUCCAGCAAGCUGCGCAGCACCACGCCCAGCAACAACAGCAGAAUCAGCAAGCUCCUAAUGCUCCUCCGAAUUCAAAUGCUGCCCCUGGGCCAAUUCCUGCAACCACUCCAUUAGUAGUACGUCAAGACGGUAAUGGAGUUCAAUGGAUUGCUUUCGAAUAUUCCAGAGACCGUGUCAAAAUGGAGUAUACUAUUCGUUGUGACGUUGAAUCGGUGGACGCCAAUGCUUUAUCACAGGAAUUCAAGUCCGAAAAUUGCGUUUAUCCACGUGCCUGUGUACCCAAAGAGCAGUACAAAGGAAACCGUUUGGCGUACGAGACUGAAUGCAACCAAGUUGGAUGGGCAUUGGCAGAAUUAAAUACCUGUCUUCGGGGAAAGAGAGGAUUGAUUCAACGAGCUGUUGAUAGCUGGAGGAACAGCAACCAAGAUCCACGUCUGAGAAGUCGACGAGUGAGACGACAAGCGAAAAUGAACAAUCGUUCCAAGUUGUCCGCUUCCAGCGCAGGUCAAGCACCUGGAUCAGCUGGCUCCGUCUCCACCGGGCUCCCUGGUCCAAAUUCAAUGGCAGCUCCAAGCACAAGGCCCCCUGGUCCUCUGUCAAAUGCUCCGUCCCAGAUCCUCCAUCACCCCCAAGACGUGUCCCCCACUGGGCAAGAGAGCGUUGGAGCUCCGACUUACAACACAGGCCCACACGGAUACCGCCAACCAACAGCACCUCAACACAUGGCCAGCCCAAAUGAUAUCCGUCAGAGCCAUGUGUUCCCUGGCUAUCAGAAUUAUCCCGCUGUGCCAACUUCACUAGCUCCUUCCAUGGCUCCAUCAAUGCAGGGCGGCUUGCAUCAUCUUGGGCGACCUGGCGGCAAUGCUGCUAUGGCAUCCAAGGACCAGGAUGAAAAGGAUGAAGAAGAUAAUGCGCUCUUCGGAGAAUUGCCCGAGGGAAAACGACGGAAAUUUAUCUUGGUCGAAGACACUCAGAAAAGUGCUCGUGUUCGAGUCAAGGUCACGCUCGAUCAGAUCGAAAUGAGCGAAAUUCCUGAUUCAUACCGCAAGCAAAAUUCGGUCUUUCCACGCGCCUACUACCCGGUCCAGAUGCAAAUUGGUCCGGAAACCACUCGCGGUGAUCGCUGGGUGGAUGAAGGCGACGAAGUGGAUGCAGGCCAACCAACUGUGGGCAAGACAGCCGUUCCCAUAUCAGCCAGUGACGGUGAGGCCGAAGUUGAAGUACCGCAAAUUUCGAGGAGCAAGCGUAGUCGGGAACAAAAACUUAAUGAACUAGGAUACCGCAUGGCGUGGGGACAGGGCCGAGUAUUCUCAGGCCGUCCUAUCUUCCUUGCUCGAGCCUUGGACGCCUACAGGGGCAAACAACGGAGCGCUCUUCUAGCCGCAGGCCAGGAGCCGUCUACCAUUCCUGCCCACUUGGAAACCCGACCUGGCAAGCGGAAGUGGCAAGAGAGAACAAGCAACGUGACACAACCGUUGACACCGCCAACAGCUGCAUCGAACUAA